UCAAGAGACACUCAGACAGUCAGACUUCGGAUAAGCCUCCACUCCACCAGACUCUCCACUGGUCGCCAAAUCCAAAUCAUGGCAGCUCUCUCUUCUCUGUCUCUCCACGCUACGCCUCGUCUAUCUAUCCAAUUUCCCUCAAAACCCAUUAAGCCCUCCUUCAUUCUCCCCAAUUUCUUUUCUCUCUCCACCGCAGUUAAACUCUCCGGCUUAAGAGCAAAAUCAAUCGACGACAUUGAUACUUCCUUCUUCGACGAUGUCGACCCCGAGGAGGAAAUCGUCUUCGACCCCCCGACCCCGCCGGAGGACUUCGUUCCCCCUCCAUACUUCGACGAGGGACCCAUGGAAACAGAGGAAGAAAUUGCCGCGGCCUACGAGGAACUGUACGGUCCCGCCUAUAGCGGGGAGAGCUUAUUGGGAAACGAUGUGCGCGUGAUGGACGCCAAGGUUAAGAAGAGUACUUGGUUCGGUUCCAGGUCGCAGAAGGAUAAGGUCAAAGACGGGUUUGACGAGAGGGUAGUUCAGGUGAGGAGAGUAACCAAAGUGGUCAAGGGAGGGAAGCAGUUGCGAUUUAGGGCGAUUGUUGUGGUUGGGGACAAGAAGGGGCAGGUAGGUGUUGGGGUCGGCAAGGCCAAGGAGGUUAUUGCCGCAGUACAAAAAUCGGCGAUUAAUGCCAGGAGGAAUAUUGUUUCGGUGCCCAUGACAAAGUACUUGACUUUCCCGCAUAGAUCUGACGGAGAUUAUGGAGCAGCAAAGGUGAUGCUUAGACCUGCUGCCCCUGGUACUGGAGUGAUCGCGGGAGGUGCUGUGAAAAUUGUUCUCGAAAUGGCAGGUGUUGAGAAUGCCUUGGGAAAGCAACUCGGUAGUAAUAAUGCCCUUAACAACGCGAGGGCCACAGUAGUUGCAGUGUCACAAAUGAGGCAGUUCCGUGAUGUUGCUCGUGAGCGUGGUAUCCCAAUGGAAGAACUGUGGAAGUGAGGGGAUUAGAAGAAGCAUUGUACUGCGGAUAGGAAGUGGGUUCAAAAGGCAAAUGCCCCAUCACACCUCACAAGAAGACUCUAGUUCUAUCCCCCCCCUCCCCUGGCCCCCCUUAUGAGCCGUUCUUACAAACAAAAAGCAUUGUGUAUUUUGUUUUUGAAUCUGAAGAUUCAGAUUCUCUACAUCUUUCUGUAAUGCUUGCAAGCCAGAAAACAAAUCAGCCAUUUUUAUCCAUAUUGAAUCUCCAACUAAAAGACAA
This is a messenger RNA of Tripterygium wilfordii, 1237 nucleotides long. RefSeq names its product 30S ribosomal protein S5, chloroplastic. The record is from RefSeq and is a predicted model, not a curated record. Gene Ontology annotation, biological process: translation. Lineage: Eukaryota; Viridiplantae; Streptophyta; Magnoliopsida; Celastrales; Celastraceae. The coding region runs from base 79 to 978 and encodes 299 amino acids. The transcript is spliced from 2 exons. Gene Ontology annotation, molecular function: structural constituent of ribosome; RNA binding. Gene Ontology annotation, cellular component: mitochondrial small ribosomal subunit; ribosome.